This is a messenger RNA of Salarias fasciatus (jewelled blenny), 2569 nucleotides long. RefSeq names its product tweety homolog 2, like (gene ttyh2l). Bases 65 to 1672 code for a protein of 535 amino acids. Gene Ontology annotation, cellular component: plasma membrane. The transcript is spliced from 14 exons. Gene Ontology annotation, molecular function: volume-sensitive chloride channel activity; intracellularly calcium-gated chloride channel activity. The record is from RefSeq and is a predicted model, not a curated record. Lineage: Eukaryota; Metazoa; Chordata; Actinopteri; Blenniiformes; Blenniidae.
AUUCAGGUGCCAAUCCAGAGGGGGACGCCUGCCGUCAGUGGUUUAACGGGUUGAUUUCCAACCAAUGAUGGCCACUGCAAGGCUUGAUUAUGUCGCUCCGUGGUGGACAUACUGGCUGCACAAUUUCCCUCACUUCAAUUUCUUCUUCCAGUCGGUGGACAACACUUUCAAACCGGAGGAGGCGAGCUAUCAGCAGUCCCUGGUGUUUCUGGCUUGCGUCGGCGCCGUGGGUCUCGGCCUCAGCCUGCUGGUCGUGGCGCUGUACCUGAUCUUCCUGUGCUGCUGCCGCAGAGACAUAGACGAAGACACCAAGAGGCCCGACACCUGCUGCGUCACCUGCGUGGCGGUCAUCACGGGUCUCGUCAUCUGCUCGGCGGUAGGAGUGGGUUUCUAUGGGAACAGCGAGACCAACGACGGGGUGUACCAGCUGACCUACUCACUUUAUAAUGCCAAUCACACAUUGGGCGGCAUCAACAAUCUGGUGUCGGGUGCUCGGGGCAAUGUGGAGACCGGACUCAAACAGCACCUGGAACGUCUGGAUGAGAUCUUCGCCGCCAGGGCCGACUACCUCCAGGCUCUGCGCUUCAUGCAGCUGAUGGUCGGCAACGUGAUCCGCGAGCUGACGGCUCUGCCGGACUUCGACAAAACCAACAUUGACUUGGCGGCCAUCGCCGGCCGGAUGGCCCUCAUCGAGUACUACAGGUGGCUGGCUUAUCUGCUGCUGCUGAUCCUGGAUCUGGUCAUCUGCCUGGCGAUGGGCCUGGGGAUGGCCAGGCACUCCCAGUGUCUGCUCGUCACGAUCAUGGGUUUCGUUAUCCUGUCGCUGAUCCUGAGCUGGGCGUCCCUCGGAGCUGGCACUGCCACAGCUGUGGGAACCAGUGACUUCUGUGUGGCUCCAGACAAGUUUAUUGUUAACCAAACCAAGAAUAUCCUCACUGCAGAUGUUGCACACUAUUAUUUGUUCUGCAGUCCCAAUCUGCCAAAUCCCUUCCAACAGUCUCUGACGGUCUGCCAGCGUUCUCUGACCACCAUGCAAAUCCAGAUCCAGGGCCUGCUGCAGUUCUCCGUGCCCGUCUUCCCCACUGCAGAGAGAGACCUUUUGGGGAUCCAGCGGCAGUUAAAUUCCACAGAGUUCAGUAUACACCAGCUAACAGCCUUGCUGGACUGCCGCGGGCUGCACAAGGACUAUCUGGAUGCCCUCAUGGGUGUGUGCUAUGAUGGGGUGGAAGGGCUUCUCUACCUCUCCUUAUUUUCUCUUUUGGCUGCCUGCUCACUGUCUGCCAUGCUGUGUGCAAUUUUCCGAGUGUGGACACUAAUGGGCAGCAGGGACAAAGAGUACGACGACAUCGACGAGGAGGAUCCGUUCAACCCUCAAGCGCGACGGAUAUCCUACAACCCCAGAAGGUCCAACACGCACAGUUUCUGUAGUUACACCAGCAGCGUUGGCAGCCAGGCCAGCCUCCAUCCACCCCCCCAGUCUACAGCUAAUACCAUGCCUCCCCCUGAAUACAUGAAUCAGUCCAUGCUGUUCGGAGGGGCCCCUCGGUACGAGAACGUGCCGCUGAUAGGGAGAGGAUCGCCGCCUCCCUCGUAUUCGCCCAGUAUGAGGACCACCUAUCUGUCUAUGACUGAUGCUCAGAUCAGACACUUUGGGACCGACUUCCAGGUGUAGUCUGCUGCCGACUGAAUCCUUUUCAGUGCUUCUGUCUGUGACUUCAGGCUCCCACCAAGAAGGAUGUCUUCACGGUAUAAUCCUGUUUGCAGAAGCAGCAGCCCGCUGUCCCAAUCCGAGACAGGGAAGUGGGCCACAUGAGGCAGAAACCUCAGAAACACAUCAGUGAAGUGCUUGAAAAACCCCGAAUGUAUUGAGGGUCUGUAAAGGUUUAUCUCAAGACUGCUGUAAUUGUCACGGUUAAUUCAAGCGAAAUGUAAACAUUUCUGUGAGCUGAAUCAAGGGUCUUUGAACUGAAUGGAUUGGGUUUUUUUUUUCUUAUUAUUCACUAUUCAGGUGGCAUGCGUUGAAAUGAGCGUUGGUCAGUAUCAUGUGAACUGAAUGACUACAUAAACAGGCAAAGCUGUAAACCAAACUUUUUUUUCUUUUAAUUUUCUUUCCUUUGAAAGUAGCGGUGGCACAUUAUGGAGCAAAAUGCCAUCUUUUCAAUAUUAAAUGCAAAAAAUAAACAUAGUGAAUCACUGAAAAGUAUACCAAAUAUUGCAGUGUUUUUACAGCCAAAAUGCCUUCAACAAAAUGUACAAUAACUGUGAGAGGCUUAUUGUUGUGCCACAUUUGACAGUGCGGUUGAGGGACUGAACUGACCCUCAAUUAAUUAAGCACAAAGUAAAUGUUUUUUUUAAUGAACUUUCUGUCAUAAGAAAGUUAACGCCUAAAUAUAAGUACAUGUAAAUAUUGGCUGUAUUGUGAUUUAAUUGAGAUAUUACCUACCAAACGCACUGCAACAGGAAAAACCACUCAAGAAAGAGACCCUGAAUUUUCAAAACCUGUGAAGUUAUCCAUGAUAUGUUUUGAAUGAGAAUGUGUCUUUUCCAUUUUUGAAAAAACCACUGUAUU